Molecule: messenger RNA, 2445 nt
Organism: Angiostrongylus costaricensis
Lineage: Eukaryota; Metazoa; Nematoda; Chromadorea; Rhabditida; Metastrongylidae
Source: the annotation of a GenBank genome assembly
AUGCGAUGGCACGCACUCCUGUUCGCAGUUGUGCUGGCGGGGGCCGACGACUGCUCCAUUCGGCCCUACGAGUCCAAGGGACCAAAGCGGUCCGGAAAUAACGGUUAUGUGAUUGAGAUAGCUGCCAUUACUGCUAAAGGCGACAACGGCGACACCGGAUUUGUGCCCGGCGAAACAUACAAAAUUUCGAUUCGAGGCUGGCGAACAAAAUUCAUUGUACGGACGUUCCGAGGUUUUGUGCUCAGUGCUUUGUUCGAGGACGGCAAGCCGAAACUAACUUCUCCCUCAAUUCAGGUGGUACGCGGUCGUGGAGAUGCUCGAACGGCUCCGGGAUGUCGAAAGGCCGGAGUUUCGCAUUCGAGUCUUCGUCCAAAAACUUCUGUUCACACAAUAUGGAAAGCACCUGAUGUAUCCACAGGCUGCGUGAUAUUCCGUGCUUCUGUCAUCGAGUCGAAGUACGUCUGGUACUCCGAAGAAAACGGCAUGACAAAGAAAUUCUGUAUCAAAGACUACCAGAAAGUUCUUCCCAACGACGAUCCAAACGAUGAGUGCUGUGCAUGCGACCAGGCGAAAUACGAAUUGGAAUUCGUAGGACUAUGGAGCAAAGAAACACACCCGAAGGAUUUUCCAACUUUGGAACAUUUGACGCAUUUCACGGACAUGCUAGGUGCAUCACAUUCAAAGAACUACUCAUUAUGGAAGAUCGGAGAGAUUUCCACGGACGGCAUGAAGGAGAUCGCUGAGUGGGGAAACACCUUCAAAGCAGAAGCGGAAGCUAAGCAAAAGGCUUCUGAGAUUCGAACACUGAUGAAGGUGAAAGGACUAUGGUAUCCUGAAGUUCAGGGAAGGACAAAAUCGCAAUUUGUAGUGAAUAAGUAUCACCAUCUCGCCUCCCUGGCUGCCAUGUUCGGGCCAUCUCCCGACUGGUGUGUGGGAAUAUCGUCCGUGAAUCUCUGCCUUCCUGACUGUUCCUGGAUUACCGAACGCGCAUUCGACCUCCAGCCCUUCGAUGCUGGAACCGAUUCCGGGCAGACAUAUAUGUCACCGAACUCACCACUCGAGCCGCGGGUUCCGGUGAAAUGGAUCACAACCAAAGAUGAUCCACUUUCACCUUUCUACUCUGCAGAAUCUGACAUCAUUCCACCAUUGGCCAAAUUGAUUUUGAAGCGAAAAGAGGUGAUCCCUAUGAGAUGCUUGUCCGACGAUGAAUAUCAGCGUGAGGCGUUCAACAUCACCAACACCAGCGAAGACGAGGAGUACAAGGAUAGAAGAGAAUGCUUGAUGUCCAACUGGGGAUCGUGGUCACUAUGCUCGGCCACCUGCGGAAAAGGGAUUCGCAUGCGGAGCAGGGUAUUCGUUUUCCCCAUUAAGGCUCAGAUGUUCAACUGCCAUCGUCAGACGACGGAACGACAAUUCUGCAACGCAAAGGUGAACGAAUGUGAAGAUUCGGAGGCGUUCAACACGAAAUGUGCAGUGGGAUCGUGGCAAGCGUGGAGUGAGUGUUCGGUCACUUGUGGCUACGGGACAAGGACCAGAUCCAGAUCAUUCUUAAAUCAAAAACAAAACGAAACCGAAUGCAAUGUGGAUUUAAUCAGAAAGGAUAUCUGUGUUGGAGAAUCCGGCGAAGACUGCUCGGUGACCCCGGAUCCGCUGUGUCGGACGACAUCCUGGAGCGAGUGGUCGCCAUGUAGUGCCAGCUGCGACGACGGCGUUCGAGUCCGCACUCGAUUGUUCUUCUACGCCGAACACGAGCAGCGCUGUUCACAUAUUUCACUUCAAGAGAAGGACACAUGCGUUCUGCAGUCAUGUAGACGAUUCAUCGAACAGAAUUCAGAAGAGAUUUGUCUUGAACCUAAAGAAGAAGGUCAGUGCGGUGGAACAUUCGCUCGUUACUGGUACAAUCAUAAGAAGCUAAAAUGUGAACGCUUCAUUUUCACUGGAUGUAAGGGAAAUCGCAAUCAAUUCGACACUGAAGAUGAAUGUAAACGAGUUUGUUUGCCGGGAUACGAGAAAGCUUCUGGUAGUAAUUUGCCUAACCAUCAAUUAAUUGAGGAAUUUGGAAUAGCGGACAUCGAUGACGGCGGUGAUCCAGUUCCGUGCGAAAUGCACGAGUGGUCGCCUUGGGGAAACUGCUCAGUGACGUGUGGACGAGGAAAACGAACGCGGACCAGGCAAAUUAAGAUAUUCCCACGAAAUGGUGGCACACCGUGUCCAGAACACUUGAUCCAGGAACUUAGAUGUGAGCUUCGACCAUGUCCCACGGCCAAGUGUACAGUGGGUUCAUGGUCGCGAUGGUCACGAUGCUCAGUUAGUUGCGGUGAAGGAGUACAGGUACGAAGACGUCGAGUACAGAAGGGAAGGAACGGUGAUUGGGAAGAGGUCGAAUGUGAAGAGAAAGAGCUCGAGCACCGGAUGUGUCGACUGCCUUGUCCGCGAAGAACCUAG